CAGUUUUUCCUUCACCCUACCAAGAGCAACGAUUUUGAAGCGAAGUAUAAUUUGGAGCGUUCCAGAUGUCACAGAAAUCCAAAGAACUACAUGGAGGAUAAAAUAAGUAGGUUCAUACUUUCCAUUUAAUAUCGGUUCGUUUAUUUUAAUGCUCCGUCAUGAAAAGAGGCAACUUAAAUCGAAUUUAACUUGCGCAGCUGGUGGUGUUGUAUGCCCUGGGAAGAAGAGAAGGCGGCAGUGCCGCUCCAGAAAGCUUCAACAAAACACACGGCAACGCAGGUUAAAUGUAAUGAAUCUGAUAAAACGAUGAAAGAUGCUUUGCUAUUAAUGCUAUCUCGAACUAAAGACGUUAACUAUUCGUCGCUUAGAGAAAAGCAAAGAGGAGAAAAUACACGGGAAGAAUACGUUUAGCGAAAGAACAAGGGAACUCCUCUAAUUUUCGCGCGGCAACCUUUUGGCUUAUGUUCACUGAAAGAGAUCCAGCCUGAGUUGGCACCGGCUGAAAUAACGAACGCUACCGAUUUUGUGUGUCAUUGGCCAAAAUGAUUGUGGCUCUGAGUAUUCAAACUAACAUUCUCAAGGUAUCCCCGAUGGUCCCUAACAUUUGCACUACAACCUGUGUUUUGCCUAUAAAACCAAGCUUAAAGACCCUUUUUUCAUCUUUUGCAACCGAUCAUAUGGAGAAGAUGAGAGGUCUGGGUUGAGAUCAGGCAUGUGGUACCCAGAGCUCUCACGGUCGCUAAUACAAUCGGGCAGAACCUUGCACACAGAAAGAGGCGGGGUCUGAGUAAAGUGAUAAACUAUAGGUAGCGGCUUUAAUAUCACUACAUGAGUUGAUAUUUUUUCUAAGAGAGCCGUCAAUGACACGUUCUGAAUGCACAUUUGUUACUUCGGAAUUAAAUAUGUAAAAGUUGGGUCUCGUUUUUGUCUUUCAAUAUAAUUGUAAUUCAAUACAAUCUUUCAGAUAUUACAAAGUGCAAUGUUUCGUUUUCUGGUGCCUGCUGGCCAGAAAUAACUGCAGGCUCCACAUUUAUCCAGCCAUGUCCCUCGCUGUUCUUUACAACUGGAGGUAAGCUAUCAAAAUGAAAUAUUGUCAUAGUUUUCACUAUGUCUGCCUCCGCCGUCUGAUGAUAUGAAAUUUUGAUUAUUGAAAUAAUUCGAACAGGUUUGAGGGAGAUUUUCUCAUGGAGCUUGUAGGCUGUGACUUUUAUUUUUCAAGAGAUCAAAGUAAUGAAAAGUACUCACAUCAGCAAUUUCUCUGACAGCGAAACGAAGCGUAGUAAAGAGACAUCGUAGAGGUUACCCUCAACACUUUGCGUCCCCUGCUAAGAAAUUACCCGACACGACUAGUUAAGAAAUAAUGAUUACUAGGUACGACUAUUUAAAGCGCGCCUAGUUCGUUCAAAUCGGGAUAAUUUCAAACUCUACAUCAACAUGUUUUCUUUUCCUUAUAUGUUCGUUCAUAACAUCGGGGAUAAUUUCAAACGGUUUCUGGUCUACAUAAAUUUUCACUGCCUGAGUUUUCAAUAUUAUUUCUAUUGUAGUUGUUUUUGUUGUUGCUGUUAUUGUUCUCUGUUUUAUUUUCCUAUUCCUCCUUUGCUCAUGCGUAGGUCUCAUUCAUCGCCGUUGUAAUGCCAGUGGUCAUUGGGAAAGGAUGAAUAUUAGCCAGUGUCGCAAAUUGGAGUCAAGCCAAGUCCUCAAUAACAUGAAAGAGUCCUCCUGUGACCUCUUGAACACUACGGUAAUCCGUCAAUAAUGUUACGUAACAUAUGAAUAGCUAAACUGUAACUGAAGGUAAAAGUGCUGGCAUCCCUGGGAUGUAAAAUGAUCGUUGACAGUCACUGACUAUUUAGUAAAGCAAAGGGCCGAAACAAUAAAAAAGGAAAAGAAAAACAAAGGGGCCUUUGAUACGAAACUCCUCGUUUUAGUAAGAAAUGUUAUGCUCUUGAUCUUGUUUCGAAAAUGAGGGAACUCGGAAAGGGCAAAUUUUAGUCUAUGCACAUUAAUUCGAUUGAUUGAACCAUCCAAAUACAAUGAUGCGUGCUUGUGUAAAGCGCUGGUUUUGUCAACCGAAACAUUGUUCAUUGACCCCAUUAACCCAAUACAGUUUCUUGAACCCAAAGAUAACUGUGAUCCAACACUGAAAGAACUGUUGCGUCUUAUUUCAGAUUUCAGAAGACAAUGACUUCGUAGUUGCAGAACAUUUUCUUACAUCUUCCCACUGCGAAAUUUAAUUUGUUUUAUUUUUUGUUUUAAGUUUUCAAAUAACCUUAACAUUUUUUACCUCGUCUCUCGAACACAGUGUUUCCAGCCAGGAGAAGCCUCCACAAUGGAAUUAUAUCAGCUGUACAUCAACGAAGGUCGCGUGUUCGUGGUAUUCAGUUGGAUUUCUGUAUCAAUCAUGCUGCCAUCAAUGAUCAUUCUAAUUGUUUGCAGGUACUUAAUCAAUUUGACUUGGUUAAAACUGGCUCUUUUAAUUCAUAUUUUUAUAUAUCAAUUCAUUCCUUCGUCGAUUCUCAUCAAUUCGUCCAUUCGCCCAUUCGCUCUCUCGUCCAAUCGUGCAUUCUUUCGUUCGUCCAUUAAUCAACACAUUCGUAUGUCUGUCCGUUCGUUCUUCGUUCUUACAACAGUACAUCCAUUCAUUCAUUCAUUCAUUCAUUCAUUUAUUUAUUGUGUGUUCAUUCGUCUAUUCCUCCAUUUAUCCUUUCGUCCUUACUCAUCCAUUCAUUCAAUCCUUCAUUUAUUUACUUCUUUGCUCCAUUGAAAAUCUGUAUGCAAAGAAAAAUUCGCUAAAUUACCCAUCCAGUUUUUGGUUCCCAAACAAUUCUUGAUCGUAAUUCUUAUGAUAUUUUAUUAGUCAAGCGUUUAUUCUUUCUUCUCCUUGUGAUAUAUAUCUUCUUCAGCAGAGAUACAAACCAACAAGAUCGAUUCUUACUUCAUAAAAAUCUACUGACGGCCUUCAUAUUGCGAACUGUUACCUACUUCAUCGAUUAUUAUACUUAUCUCACUCUGACAGACUCUCUGCAAGUAGGUUGUAUUAUGAUAAAAAAUAACUUAUUUUUGGUUAAAGUUUAUGAUUUAUUUUUAUCACUUUAAAAUGACGCAAGGCCUCUUUAAUGGUACGAUUUCAAACUGAUUACUUGUUAUAUAUAAAGGAAAAAUAACAACAAGGAACAAAAAAACAAACAAACAAAACAUGUAAUCCUUAAAAAAAGUGGAAGUCAAUCGAAAAAAGGUAAACUAACAUCGCUCCUCGUCUUAAAGAACCUUGUUCAAUUAGUUGGCUUUUUAAAAAAUGUGGGAGUGAUCCUGUGAUGACUGUUUACUUAUUGGUUUUCUAACGAAGAUAUCAAAAUUAUUUUUCUCUCUUACAAUUGAUGCAGACCGUUUGCACAGGAGUCUGGAUUCUAAACCGAUACUUUGCUGUGGCAGAGGUCACUUGGAUGACCAAUGAAGCGGUUUUUCUUCUGCGCUUGCUCAUUAGGGCUUUCGACAACGAAUCGUACUUCUGGUAUUAUUUCUUCUUUGGAUGGGGUCAGUAUAAAUAA
Pocillopora meandrina is the source of this 3548-nucleotide messenger RNA. The record is from the annotation of a GenBank genome assembly. Lineage: Eukaryota; Metazoa; Cnidaria; Anthozoa; Scleractinia; Pocilloporidae.